Pseudophryne corroboree (corroboree frog) is the source of this 5288-nucleotide messenger RNA. RefSeq names its product golgin A3 (gene GOLGA3). The record is from RefSeq and is a predicted model, not a curated record. Lineage: Eukaryota; Metazoa; Chordata; Amphibia; Anura; Myobatrachidae. Bases 447 to 4931 code for a protein of 1494 amino acids. The transcript is spliced from 24 exons.
UGCUGAGCUCUAGUCGCGGAUAGCUACACAGGGAGCGCAGAGGUCAGACCCUGGGGCUGCAGUAAGGGCUAUCACGGCACAGCAGAGUGUUGGUUCCGGGAUGACGUUUCCUAGGGGGAAAGGAAAGGACUGUGCACCAGGCCGGUGACUGAGAGCCACGUCUGAUGGGGAGAGGCCAGUAGGGAGACCAGCAAGAGCCAGGACCGCAGUGACAGUAGACUGUAAUACGGCCUAGGACUGCAUAUUCUCGGGAACAAGUCAAUGUAACGGAUUGUCUUAUUUAUGUGGUGUCGCCUGCAGUCUGUUACAGAUAGUGAUUUGUUUGUGGAAACCACCCCAACAUGUUCAUCCAGUUUCUUACGGGCAUAAACUGAACUCUGUCAGGUCUUCGGAAACCUAACUCUGCAAGUCGUUUCUAAGUCAACAGCAAAAAGACAGGUCUAGUCAUGCAGUCCGUGCCUCACUCCCCUGAUGUUUUUUUUGACUCUGUGGCUGGAAAUGGGAUUUCAGUCAAUCAAAUUGGACUUGCUGAUGCCAAAGUUGAACCAAACAGAAUAAAUGUAUCCAGUAUGAAUUUGGAUGAGUUGCCAAAAGAAUUAGACAGUAUGGAGAUGAACAACGUAGACAUGUGUUGGACUGGACCUCAACCGCACAAUUCAGAACAUGUUUCAUCUACAGACUCUGUCAGAAUGGCAGCACCCCCAGGUGUGGAUGGUUUCAAUGACAACCUAUCGGAAUCUAGUACUGAGUGCCUAGUUCUUAGAAAAGAAGCUUUGCAGUCGUUGAAGCUAAGCCUUCAUAUGCAGGAAACUGACCUGUCCUCUAUUGAUGCUCCCCUUCCACUUGAGCGAGAGGAGCAAAUCCGUAUUCAGGCAAGGCGGCGCUUGGAGGAGCAGCUAAAACAGUACAGAUCCAAACGUCAUCAGCAGAGGUCCACUCCUAAAAGCCGUCCCUCAAGCACUUUGGAUCCUGAACUUAUGUUCAAUCCAGAUCAUCUUCCUCGGGCAAGCACUGUUGCAAUGACUAAGGAGUAUUCCUUCUUGCGCACAAGUGUCCCACGGGGACCAAAACUGGGUAGCCUGGGUCUCCUUUCAUCUUCGAAUGAGAAGAAAUCUUCCAAAUUAUCAAAGUCUUCCAGCAAGAUACGUUCAUUAGCAGAUUAUCGUAUAGAAUCUUCAGAUCCGGACAAUAACAGUGUAGGCUAUUCAGAUUCCUCCCCUGGUUCACUGAAGUCCAACAGAGGAAGCCUGACCUCUGUGGUGUCGGAAAUUAGUAUGGAAGGAGGACAGCGACCAGACAGUACAAUAUGUAUUCCUGACACUAGCUCCGAAUUGGAUGGAAGUGAUUUGGGAAUUAGACUGGAUGGAAAUGAGAGUGAUAGCUCUACUCAAAGCAGUGUCUCUGCUGGACAAGGAGCUUACCUGAUUGCUGCGUCUCCCAGAAAGGAAGAGGAAUACAUUGUGAAUGGUCAAAGCGUGGCUCUAGAGGAUGUGGGACAAUAUCCUUCACUAAGAGAUGUCUUACAAGCUGCUGCUGCAGAGCAACAUGCUCUAGAACCUGAGGGAAAUGGGGAACCUAGAAGCAGAAGAGACAGCAUUUCAAGCAGUGUGUCUAUGGAGAGCUCUAUUGCUGGGACUCAUGAUGAAGUACUUCAGGUCAUCAAGGAAAAGAUGAGACUGGAAGGACAGCUGGAGUCACUAACAGCAGAAGCCAGCCAGGCUUUGAAAGAAAAGACUGAGCUACAGGCCCAACUGGCAGCAGUAAGUACCAGACUUCAAGCUGAGGUUGCUGAAAGCUUGGCCAGCCAGCAGAAGCAAGGCUCUCUGAAUUCAGAAGUUGUAGCUUUGAAGAAGUCAUGCUUAGACCUAGAGAGGGCCAUGGCAGAUCUUCAGAACAGCUUGGAGGCAAAGAAUGGCAGCUUGGCUUCAUUAAGCAAUGACUUGCAAGUUGCAGAAGAACAGUAUCAGAGACUGAUGAGCAAAGUAGAGGAAUUGCAGAGAACAAUUAUUCAGAAGGAUAAUAUUGUUCAUGAUUUGCGACAACAGACGGUAUCACUACAGUAUCAAUUACAGCAGGUGCAACUGGACCGUACUACACUAACAAACAAGCUUAAAGCUUCAAAAGCAGAAAUCUCCUCUCUGCAGCAGACACGUGAGUGGUACCAACAGCAGCUUACAAUGGCUCAAGAAGCACGGGUCCGACUCCAGAGUGAGAUGGCAAACAUACAGGCUGGACAGAUGACACAGGCUGGAGUUUUGGAGCACCUAAAAAUAGAGAAUGUGACCCUCUCACAUCAACUGACAGAGACCCAGCACAGGACAAUCAAAGAAAAGGAGCGCAUUGCUACACAACUCCAGAGUAUUGAGGCUGACAUGUUGGAUCAGGAGGCUGCAUUCCAACAGAUACAAGAAGCAAAGAGCAUGGUGGAAGAGGACCUUCAUAGAAAACUGGAGGAAUUUGAGCAGGAUAGAGAGCAGCUGCAGAAACUAGCAGACUCUGCUAGUACUUUAGAACGUGAAGUAGAGCAGAUGAAGCUGAAUUUGCACCAGAAAGACCUACAACUUGAAGCUCUCCAACAAGAACACCUAGAGAUCUUGAGGCAUCUUACUUCGACCCAAGAAAGCCUUCACAACAAAGACCAGUCCCUAAGUGAUCUCCAAAUGCGAUAUGAUGAGCUUGAUGCCAGGCUUAUGGAACUCCAAAAUGAAGUAUCUUCUAAAGAUGAUUCCAUCCAGUAUCUUCAAAAUCAAAAGAUUGUUCUGGAAGUAGCCUUACAAGCUGCUAAGGUGGAGCAAGAUGAACUAGAUCAAGGAGCCAAACUAUUGGAAGAGGGAACUGAAACUGCCGGAGAAAUCCUGGAAAAACUUCGACAGGAUCUUUUGAUCAAAUCUGGACAGGUUGAAACCCUGCAGCAAGAGAAUACUAAUCUCAAGAAACAGACCCAGAAAGUGAAAGAACAAUUUGUACAACAGAAGGUUAUGGUAGAAGCAUAUCGCAGAGAUGCCAGCUCCAAGGAUCAACUCAUCAGUGAGCUGAAAACCACCAAGAAAAAGCUAGAUUCAGAGGUGAAAGAGCUAAGACGAGAGAUGCUAAAGCUUCACAGUGACAAAUCAGCAGCAGAUUUGGAACAGGCUCGGAUUAUAAAGGAAAUGUCUAAAUUGCAGCAACAAGUGGAAGAGCUUGAAUCCCAUCUUCAGGCUGCACAGAAUGACAGAGAUGAUAUGGAAAUUCGCUUACAGUCUAUGCAGUUCGACAAAGAUCAGAUAAAUGUUCUAACUCAAGACAACACUGCACUAAGAGAACAAGUAGAGCUGUUACAAAAUGAAGCCAAAAAAGCAAUCACAGAGCAAAAGCAAAGAAUGAAGCGACUGGGUUCAGACCUGUCCAGUGCUCAGAAAGAUAUUAAAGUCAAACACAAAGCAUAUGAGAAUGCAGUGGGUAUCCUGAGUCGCCGUCUCCAGGAAGCACUGACUGCGAAAGAGACUGCGGAAGCUGAGCUCAAUAAGCUUAAAGCACAAAUCUCAGAAGGAGGGGACAGUCAAGCCUUUCAGGAAAAACUAAAAGGUUUGAAAAGUGAACUGCAGGCUGUAAGCCAUAGUAAGGCAAUGUUGGAGCGUGAGCUACAAGAGAUCAUAUCGUUGACCAGCCAGGAACUGGAGGAGUAUCGUGAGAAGGUUAUGGAGCUGGAGGAUGAGCUCCAAGAAUCUCGUGGAUUUAAGCGAAAGAUUAAACGAUUGGAAGAACUAAACAAGAAGCUGACUCUAGAAUUAGAACAUGAACGAGGAAAGCUUACUGGGCUUGGACAGUCCAAUUCUGCUCUACGUGAACACAGCAAUAUCCUUGAGGUUGCUCUAGCAAAAAGAGAGGCAGACUUGGUCCAACUAAACUUGCAGGUACAAGCAGUACUGAAACGUAAAGAAGAGGAAGAUCGUCACAUGAGAGACCUAGUACAGAGUCUGCAGGAUGCCUUGGAGAAAGAGAGAGCAAAAGUCAGCAGUUUGGCAGAGCAGGUAGCUACUGCUAAAGCAGAGGCUGCACACAACAGAAGGCAUUACAGAGCUGCGGCUCUUGAGUUGAGUGAGAUUAAGAAAGAGCUUCAGGCAAAGGAACGGCUGAUUCAGGCACUGCAGGCUGAGGCUGAAAAAUUGCAAUCCCGGGAUGAGUCACAUUCUCAGGAGCUGUCACAGUUCCAGCAGGAGUUGGCUGAAGCCCGAUCUCAGUUAGUAUUCCUCCAAAAGGAACUGGAUGAAAAUCUCAGCAAGAAGCCACAAAUCAGUCAGGAGGUGGAAGAUCUGAAGUGGGAGGUGGAACAGAAGGAGCAUGAGAUUCAGUCGUUGAAGCAACAGUUGGACAUGACUGAGCAACGUAGCCAUAGAGAAUUGGAGAAUGCUCAGAUACUGCUCCAGAAUCUCAAGGCUGAACUUGAAGUUGUCCGUGAGGAUCUCACAAUGACCCAAAAGGAUAAGUUCAUGCUGCAGGCAAAGGUGACUGAGCUAAAGAACAGCAUGAAGACAUUGCUACAGCAGAACCAGCAAUUAAAAGUAGAUAUUCGACAAAACCGACCUAAAAAGCGGAAAGAGUUGAAAGGAGAUGUUACUUCUUCCAAUCCUGUAACGCCAGUUAAGAUACCAGACUGUCCUGUACCAGCUUCACUACUGGAAGAGCUCCUAAAACCUACAUCUGCUAUCAGCAAAGAGCCUCUGAAAAACCUAAACAGCUGUCUCCACCAACUGAAGCAGGAAAUGGACAGUCUCCAGCGGCAAAUGGAAGAGCACACCAUAACUGUACAUGAAUCUAUGACUUCAUGGAACCACAUUGAGGGACAACUACAGAACUUCCCAGUACCUGCUGCACAAGUCUUGACCAGUGCAAGUUUCCCUCUGGAGAACCAAAACUUCAAUAACAAUGAUCCAGAAAGAAUAGAGCAGUGACCAUUGACUGUUCUGAUCUAUUAUGGAUAUUUACUUAUCAUGGAAGGAAGGAUUUCAGUGUGUAUUCCUGCCUUACUACCAGAAACUGUAUGCAUAGCAAAAAAACACACCGCACAAGACUAUUCCCUUUAAACACCUGGUAAUUCAGUGUCUAAAAGCGGAAACAUAGUAUUUAACAUCCAAGGACAAAACCAUAUUAGGUGGUAUUGAGAUGGUGGAAACUAGAUAUAUUCUUCAUCCCUACAGAAUAAUUGUGCUGCUGGAGUCACUCAUAUAAAACAGUUGAAAUUAAGGAUAUAGUUACAGUACUUAGUUUACUUUUCAAGGGCAUAUUCUGAUUAAAAUAUUUUGCUUGUG